UUGGAGACACACAUCCCCGCACCCAGGCUUAAGGACGUGGCGCUGUCUUCCCCAGAGUGGGAGACGGUCUACAGAGAGUGCAUCGCACUCAUAAGAGACAUGUACCAGAAGGCGAGGCUGGUCCAUGCAGAUUUCAGCGAGUACAAUCUGGUUUACCACAACAGCAGGGUAUAUGUGAUUGAUGUGGGCCAGAGCAUGGACAUUUACCAGGAGAACUCCAACACGUUUCUGAUGAUGGAUAUAUGCAACUGCAACGAGUUCUUUGAAAAGAAGGGCGUGGUGGUCGACCAUGAGGUGGAGCUGUUUGAGGACAUCACUGGGCUGAGGAUGCCUGAGUAUUUGAAGGUGGAUGGGAGGCUGAAUAGAGAGUGCUUUGUGCCCACACGAAUCAUAGAGGUAGCCAAUAAGGAGGAUGUUGGGCUGUUUAUUGAGAACUACAAGGACGCCAGGGAUAGAGGACGGGCUGAGACAGAUGCGUCUGGGGGGUCCCCCGACAGAUGUAGAUGCCGCAGAGCAGACCUCUGA
Molecule: messenger RNA, 525 nt
Organism: Vittaforma corneae ATCC 50505
Lineage: Eukaryota; Fungi; Microsporidia; Nosematidae
Product: atypical/RIO/RIO1 protein kinase
Exons: 1
Biological process (GO): maturation of SSU-rRNA
Cellular component (GO): cytosol; preribosome, small subunit precursor
Molecular function (GO): protein serine/threonine kinase activity; ATP binding
Source: RefSeq, a predicted model, not a curated record